Molecule: messenger RNA, 10554 nt
Organism: Porites evermanni
Lineage: Eukaryota; Metazoa; Cnidaria; Anthozoa; Scleractinia; Poritidae
Source: the annotation of a GenBank genome assembly
GAGAAUCUGUACAUCAGAGGAGAUGAUGAAUUAGUUGAAGGCGACAUGAAGUUUUUGCCAGGCUUAUCAAGAGGUUCAGUUUCUACGCGACUUUGGCCCAAUGGAGUGUUUGUCUAUGAUAUUGAAUCGUCAUUAGGUGGGUAAGGUGAACUGCAAAAGGGAUAAUGCCAUGCUUUCGUAUUUGCAUGAAAAUCCAUAAAAGACAUGACAAGCUAAUAUUCCAAACUGUAGAAGAUUGCGUUCGACAAAGGAGAACGCAUACAAAUAUAGAACUAAUCACGAAGUUUCGUAAUAUUUCUAUACAGUAAAGAAAACUAAUAACACCAUUAAGAAUCCUCUUUUACAAUUUUUCAAGGGCCACUUAGGACACUGAGACGUACUUGCAGUUUGGUCAUUGUACUGUAUUCACGGUGGUGCUCAUUGAUUACAAUCAAUCAGAAGAAUUUUUCCAAGGGUGACAAAUUAAAUACCUGAGAGAAAAUCAAACGUUUUGGUGAUAACUAAAUCGGUACAUUUGAAUCCUACGCAGAAAAAAAUUGUUCUUUCAAUCAAUAAUACUCUUUUUUUAAUCAUUAAAUCUGUUUAUUUUAAUAUUUACUCUUUUUAGAUGACCCUACGGCAAAAUCGCAGAUCGCAGCUGCGAUGAACGACUGGACCACCCGUACGAAAGGUUGUAUAACAUUCAAAAAAAGAACCAAUGAAGCCGCCUAUGUGUCCAUGUUCAGGGGGAGCGGGUAGGUUUACUCCAUUUACAAGUAACAAAACAGUGUUAUGACGCGCAUUUGCUUUCACAUCACUCUACUGACGUUUUCGAUAAAUUCAAUUGUCUUUCAAUUUCACACUGGAGUGUGGCAAUCAUUAUUUUUUCUGGAUGAAUCAUUAAUUUCAAUUAGAAAGUUUAUUUUUAACUUUUAUGGCAAAUAUGAUUUUAAUGCUGGUUACUCGAGGUAAGAUGUCUAAGACGUCGUCUUCCUGUAUCAUUAUUUUUCCUAUUUACUUGAAACGUAGAGUUUUUGUAAACAAUUGCUUUCAAAUUUGUUUGUCAUAAAUAAACUUCGAUUUUUGGGCCAAAUUUUCUUGUUAGAAAACUCUGAGUUCACGAAACGGCUUCUUCUACACCAAUAAACGGGAUUUUUAAACAAUCCAUCGAGCACAAAACUCAGCCACAGUAAAUGGAAAAACGCCGUUUUAAAUCCUUCCAAGUUUUUUCUUGCCUUAAAAAAAAGUCAACCCUAGGAUUUUGUCGACUUUCAAAAGAUCGUUCUCUAAAAAAUGGGAUUAUAUUAUAUUAUAUUAUAUUGUAUUAUAUUAUUAAUAUUGUAUUAAAUUAUAUUAUAUUAGAUUAGAUUAGAUUAGAUUAGAUUAGAUUACACUAUAUUAUAUUAUAUUUUAUUUUAUUGUUAUUAUUUUUCACGAUUACCAAAAAACGUCUCGGAAGAUCUUGUGUUCCAACUACAAAAAAAAAACUUAAAUGAGCACAAAUUUUGUUAUAGAACAUAGAAAUAGGGAACAGAUUGCGUGAUUAAAGAACGAGAAACCCUCACGCGAUACUGGCCAAAAUGUAAACAAGAUCCCAUGACGAAUUCACCCAGUAUGUUUCAUGUCAGAGACUAGCAUUACUGGGCAGGCCGAGUCAAGCCACCAUAAUGGGACCUUGGCUUGACCCUAUACCAUUAAUUAACGUUCCGCGCGGCUUGCAUGUUAACCGAGAAAGCUACAAAGGGACCUGUACGUGGAGAUCUAGACGCUUAACCCAGUUGUACCAUUUUAAUUGGGUUUUUUGUACCAAACAGCUGUUGGUCGUAUGUUGGAAGAACUGGCAGCAAACAACAGUUAUCACUUGCUAGAGGCUGUUGGGGAAAAGGAACAAUUAUUCACGAAAUCGGUGAGAUUUAAGAAGCUUUCGUUUUCUCCAUUCAAAAAUCAUAUGAAGCAGAUGACGGUUAUCGUGACUUUGAUAUGAACCCCGGUAUGAACACAACCAGAACAAUACAUAUAACAGUCAUUCUCUGAGAUGUUUAAUAUUUGAAUUUCGCAAGACUGGCUUGUCUUGUUCUGAUUGAUCGACUGAUGGACACAGAUCUAAAAUGCGUUUUGAAUUUCUGUGCCUUUACGUUAAUGCUUGGAAACACUCUGGAAAAGGAGAACAGGUCGUGCAUCUUGCCAUAUUUUUUACUGAUUAUAGUUGUCUUCUUGCUGACAGGAAGAUUCUAAUUACUAAUUACAUUCUAAUCAUCUCUUCAGGCCAUGCCCUUGGAUUUCUUCACGAGCAAUCUCGACCUGACAGAGACAACUACGUUGAAAUCAAGUUUGAGAACAUACAAUCCGGUAAGGUUUAUUGUCCCUUUAGGCUGCGUGCAAACGGAUGCAUCAUUGUUGACCAACAACUCCCAACAUUAUUGGAUGUUACAUGUUGCGUCCGUUUGCAUACCCUGUUGCUUUUUGUUGGAUGUUGUUGCGCGUUGUUGCGCAAAGUUUGAAACCGGUCAAACUGUACUCUUAGCCUCGUGCAAACGGACGCAACAUUGUUGGCUUACAACUCCCAACACUGUUGGGGCUUGUUGAGCCCGUUUGCACGUAGCCUUACACUGUAACUGUUCUGCUUAUUUAUUGUAGUCCGAUUAAAAUUAAUAACAUGCUACAACAGCGCAUUUUUUUGUCACAAACUUGACGCAACUUGCAUGGUCAAAAGUAACCGUUAAAGUGUAUACAGAUAAAGACAUGGGGCUUAAAGAUUCACUAAGAUUAAUAACAGUAAGGACCGUCAGGCAUUGUCUCCCCUGUAGCUACAGCUAGUUAACUAUCUCAGUCCCACUGGUCAAUUUCAGUGAGGGCCUUGACAUUUUCGGUGUUCCUGUCGUGAAGGCUUCGUAUCUGUCACCAUACGUCUGACGAAAAUCAGUAUGAAGUUGAAGAAGAUGUACUAGAUUCCUCUCAGGCAAUAGACCUUACUCACGAUGCCUUUCAUUUUCGCACGCGCUUUUAAAAGGACUGAUGGAUGGGCCAAAAUUAACGAUGUCACGUGGUUUUUAAGACGGCUAUCAAAUCAAGUAUCAGUCAAUGCAAGAAAUAGUGGUCGAGUUUGUUUAUCUGAGACAACAGAAAAUGAAGAACGUUUUAUCUUAACCCUAUUCAGACAGAGGGGCCCUCGCUAAAAAGUUGAAUAACUUCAAAACCGUUCAAGCUAAGACCACCCAUCUUAGCGACUACCUAAAAUUUAUCUGAGAACAUAUAAAGUCGUGGUGACGUGUACGAUAACAUAGAAAUCAAGUUUGAGAACAUACAAUCCGGUAAGGUUUAUUGUCCCUUUAGGCUGCGUGCAAACGGAUGCAUCAUUGUUGACCAACAACUCCCAACAUUAUUGGAUGUUAUAUGUUGCGUCCGUUUGCAUACCCUGUUGCUUGUUGUUGGAUAUUGUUGCGAGUUGUUGCGCAAAGUUUGAAACCGGUCAAACUCUUAGCCCCGUGCAAACGGACGCAACAUUGUUGGCUUACAACUCCCAACACUGUUGGGAGUUGUUGCGCCCGUUUGCUCGUAGCCUUACACUGUAACUGUUCUGCUUAUUUAUUGUAGUCCGAUUAAAAUUAAUAACAUGCUACACCAGCGCAUUUUUUGUCACAAACUUGACGCAACUUGCAUGGUCGAAAGUAACCGUUAAAGUGUAUACAGAUAAAGACAUGGGUCUUAAAGAUUCACUAAGAUUAAUAACAGUAAGGACCGUCAGGCAUUGUCUCCCCUGUAGCUACAGCUAGUUAACUAUCUCAGUCCCACUGGUCAAUUUCAGUGAGGGCCUUGACAUUUUCGGUUUGCCUGUCGUGAAGGCUUCGUAUCUGUCACCAUACGUCUGAUGAUAAUCAGUAUGAAGUUGAAGAAGUUGUAUUAGAUUCCUCUCAGGCACUAGACCUUACUCACGAUGCCUUUCAUUUUCGCACGGGCUUUUAAAAGGACUGAUGGAUGGGACAAAAACGAUUUCACGUGGUUUUUAAGACGGCAAUCAAAUCAAGUAUCAGUCAAUGCAAAGAAAUAGUGGUCGAGUUUGUUUAUCUUAGACAACAGAAAAUGAACAAAACAUGGUUAGGAACUGUGUAGCGCUGAUAAGUUGAUUACUGUAAUCAACAGAAAAUGAAGAACGUUUUAUCUUAACCUAAUUCAGACAGAGGGGCCCUCGCUAAAAAGUUGAAUAACUUCAAAACCGUUCAAGCUAAGACCACCCAUCUUAGCGACUACCUAAAAUUUAUCUGAGAACAUAUAAAGUCGUGGUGACGUGUACGAUAACAUUGAUGUUACCAUGGCAACCGAGUUUUGACAGCCAUGUUUUUCAAAAUUUGCAUUUUCUCUAAAAAUAGGGUUUUUUUCUAUUUUCACUGAUGGGAUUAUUUUAUUUUAUAAAAGCUACUGUAACUGUUAAUGAAAUACAGGCUGUUUAGUGAAUUUAAUAUGACCAAAUGGCAGAUGCUGAGUUUAAUUUUUGACAGUGUUCAUUUCUCUGGGGAUUUUUUAUUUUGCUUUGCUGUUGUUGUUGUCGCCCAAGCAUCCUUUUAUACUCAGAUUACGUUUUCUGUUAAAAAUACCUCGAUUUAUCAGUCGAGAGUUUUAAGUAAAAUGGACUAAAUUUAGAUGAUUCAAAAUCAGCCGGAUUCAAGAUGGCGGAUACUUCCAGUUCCUUUUUAGUAAUAAAUGACGUCAUCAUGAUAUCACUGCUAUUGUUAAAGAUCAUUUAUUUGUUAGCCAACCUCCUUGAUUUAUUCAGAGACCAUACUAUUUAAUAUGCAAUUUAUAACUACUUUGAGGGAAAUUUGAAUUCUGCCAAUAAAUUCAACAAUAUGACGUCAUAAUGACGUCAGAUUAUGUCAUCGUGUCAAUCAGGUUAUGCACAGAAGUUGGAAAUGAUGAUUACAUUAUUGUGUGUAAUUUUUGUGGCCGUAAGAUCAGCGGGGGAUAGAGGGGGCUCCCGAGACCCCCGGCCCCCGGGGCGCAGGAUGCAUAAAAGAGGCCCAGUCUGAAUAGGGUUAAAGACGAUAAUGGCAAAUUAAGGCUGUAAGUGAUCAUUUAUGGUAAUUUUUAGCUCUUUAUAGCACGACAUUUACCAGAAAACCGCCCGAAUAGUUUCCAAACGCGUUUUUUGGCAAAAUUUUAGGGGGCCAAUGGGUUUUAACCGAUCGUAAUAUUGGUUUCAUAAAAUAUACAAAUUCGAUUGCGAUUACUCGUAUUGGCAAAUUUUAUUACUUGCUUGCACAUUGACAUACCGCGUGAUAUUACUUUUAUCCCAUCGACCCUAAAGCGCGUGCAAAGAUGGCGGGUAUCGUGAAUAAGGUCUAUUGGAUAAUUGAACGGUCACAUGUCCACGUCACCAACCAGUGAUCUGGUUAUGAGGUUAAGUUACAGUGAGUGUUCUGAUAGCCGAUUUUUACUCGCAAAUUAUGUUCUCGGGAUAGCAUUUGAAAAAGUUGUUUUCCUGGCAGUUCGUAUCACAAUCGAGAUCACCAAAGGUUCGAAAGAAUUCACUGCCUUCAAUGAACUGUUUGCAAGUUGAAUUUUAAUACAAAUGCCUUUUUCGCAAUACUCCAGAACUCAAUAUAUACACACGCUGAGCUAACAACCAGUUGUUAACUUUCUAAACGAGAUGCUCAAACCAGAAAUAACAAAACUUUUCGGUUAUACCUUACUUAUUAAUAGGAAAAGAGGGAAACUUCAGGAAAUCAAGCAGCGUGAACUCUUUGGGUACACCAUACGAUUAUGGAUCCAUCAUGCACUAUGGAGCGAGGUAUUUCUCUAAGAAUGGCCAGCCUACAAUUGUUCCCAAGAAGGCAGGGGUUAGUAUUCAGUAAUGGAUGGUUUACCGUGUGUGAUUCUUCUUUUUUCGUUUUCAAAUAACUGAUAUUGUUAUCACAUAUUACUAGGUUACCAUUGGAAAUAGGAGAGCUCUCAGUCCCAUUGACAGUCGCCAAAUGAUGUUGCUGUACAAGUGCACUGUAACAUCAAGUAAGUACAAACUGUACCCUACCUUCCGUACUAAGCCUUUUGCUAACACCACUUUCAUGUUUGAUCCUGGAUGAGUGACUUAUCGAAAAUGUAAACAAACAAACUGAGGCGUUUCAAGACUCGAGACUUAAGGGACCUUCAAAUCCUACGACGGCGUCGGGAACGAGAACAUCAAAACGACACUGCACGACUACGACGUAAAAAUGCCCAGUUUCACGUUUUAUGGUGUACGUAAACAAUCAAAAACGAAAUUUUCUUUCUCUCUAUGAAAUUGGAUAAGUCUCUUAGGGAUUCAACUCAAUUGAGAGUUCCUGUACGUUUUAUGAAGUAAGUGAUUUGGAAUAAUCGCGAUGAAGAUUGUAAAUCCACGAAUUCACUUUUUAAGCGACGUUUUCGCUGCCGUCGCCGUCCUCGGGCUAAUUACCUAUGCUUUUUUCCCUAAAUAGUUCUUUUUGGUUACGCUAAAACGUCGAUUAACGGCAAGAACACACCUCAGGCUUCAAAUAUCAGUUUUAAACAAAUUCUAAACAAUUAUUAGAUGAGGUUUCUGUGAUCAUACCGAAUAAUCAAGGUGGAGACAGGUGUUCGGCCUCGGCUAACACUUACCGAGACCUUCAUUAUUCCGGAGGAUCACAAAAACCGAAUCUAAUGAUUGUUUUAUAAUCAUUCAUUGUUUUUAGGGGAAAAAAACGACAAACUCACCAUCGCACGGAACACGGUUUGACGUUGCUAAUGGAAAUAAUGCAUCGCGCGCGCAGCUUAAAGAAUAGUGAUCACUUAAUAUGUGCUAGCAGAUAACUAACUAAUCUGUAGGUUGCUCUGAUUUCCAGAAAUAACUGUAGGCUCUUAACCAAUGAGAGGACAGGUAGCGAGUACAAUGCAUAUGUAUAGUAAAUUAAAUGAACAUGCUCUCAUUUUUCAACAGCCGCCGCUCCUCCAACAACACGUCCUCCACCAACACGUCCUCCAACAACGUUGCCUACGGGAUGUGAGUAUUCCAAUAUCACUCUUUGUCGUUUUAUAUCAGGGUAUUUUAUUGCUUACUUUAGAUCGUGUUAGGGAAUUCCUAAUUAAGAUCUCACAUGAUACUGAGCUUGUUCCAUUCCAUGUCUCCUGGAUGCUUUAUUUAUUUCCAAAGAGACAAAUGACGUUACGUCAUUUUGUAAGAGGCAAUAACCAAAUAGAGAGGUGAAGCAUCACGUUUACGUCAAACGGUAAACGCGAAUUUGUACCACGUGACCAAGACUCCUCUUUAUUUGUCGUUUACAGUUCAUUAGUUCUACUCAUUAAUUAGUAGUUUCAAGCAAUUUUUUAUCCAUAAGAAUUGUUUUGAGAUGUUUUUUAUCUCCUCAUUUUCCCCUUUGAGAAAUUUUCAACUUGAAUCUGACGUUUGCCGUUUGCCGUAUACGUGAAGCUUUAACUCUCUAAUAACUGAUUCGGUCGAAAAUAAAAGGCGUUAACGAAAAGUGAAAGUUGAAAGGGGCAAACUCUUUGGCGGGAGCAGGCAUUGAUAGAUUGUGCUAGCAUAAUUUCUGGCACGGGAAUAAUUUUCACGCAUUUCCCGUAAAAAGCGCUGCUGACAUAAUUUGCACCUUUGGCACGGUUUUGCAGCAUCAAAUUGUCAUUAUUGACCAUGCAACCAAUUUUUGUAACGCGAAAUAAGUCUUACGGGCAAAUUUAAGAAACAAAAUCAAUAUUGUGUCUGUUUAUUGUCGCAUUCAUGGGACCUGGGUCCCACAGGAAGUGAUCGACGACCUUUCCACAGGAGUCAACGCAAGCGCAUUACUGAAAUAGCUCGGUUACCCAAGAUGGCGUCCGUGCGCUGGUUUUUGUUUGAAUUUUACAGUUUAUUUUCAGAGAAUCGAUUUCUAGAUGAAAAUAGGUUAAAUGUGUGUACCAUUUACAUGUUUUUUGCAUAGUUAUUUACUGGCUAUUGGUCUAAUUUCUGCAUAUUUUGGUAAAAUGAGCAUAAUUUACAAAAACAUGAAUAACUAGUUAUUGGCAUAUUUUUAGGAACGUAAUAUAUACGAGCACUGCAAGUCGCAUAUUAUGCUAAUUUUUCGAGCACAAUCUAUCAAAGUCUAGGCGUGAAACGAAUUCCAGUGUUAAUUGACAUUUGCUGUAACUACGACUAGUUUAGGAGACCAAAAACAAAAUUGAUAGACAAUGUUAAUUAGGAUUAGAUGAACAUAAUGGGCUUGCUUCACUGGAGCAAGCUCGUUUGAGAUGGAUGGGGACCAGGAGAGAAGAUCUACGAAAUCGACCAGCUUUGAAUGAUGAGGAAUACUUUGUGUAGAAGAUGAUGAAUAUUUGUGUAAAAAUACUACAAUUCCUGAUUUUUUUUACCUGAUUUUAAAGCUUUUGCAAGACUUAAAUCGAAAAUUUGAGGGUUUUUUCAAGUUUCUAAGGCUUUGCAGUAUACAUGUAUAUUUGAGUAUACAUCAAAUGGUCGCUGUGUCAGCAUGAUUUCUUUAUUUAGCGUGAAACGGCACUUAAAUAUCUUGUCACAAGGCAUUUUGAUGUAAUCAUUCAUAACCGUUUACUUAAUGACAGUCUCUAAGCAUUUUUGCAAAAAAAAAUGAAAAGAGAAGCUAAAAAGGAAUAGCAGAAGUAUCAAAAAAGGUUAUUCUGUAAAAUGCAAGCCGCGUUUAGAAUAAAAUUGUCAACUUUUUACGGUUGCGUGCUUCCCUUUUUUUCAGCUUUUAAAUGCAAUUUUGAAGCAAGUUUCUGCGGAUUCAUACAAGCGAAGGACGAUAAAUUUGACUGGACCAGACGAACAGGAAGAACACCGUCCAGCAAUACUGGACCAAGUGGUGCACAGGAAGGAAGUAAUGCGAAAACAGAUACUUUUUGUACUGAUUUUCUGCCAUAUAUAUAUUUAUAAAAUAACUAAGAUAGUACGCGCGCUCUGAUUGGCCGACAGGAGUGUUUGCAUGAGAGUAUGUAAACACGGUUGUGGCGUCAAGUUGUUUGGUUUUUCGCGCGCUAAUCACGCAAGCACAAAUUUGAAAAAGUUUUCGAGUUCAAAACUCAAAAAGUUUACUUUAUUUACCCAUUCCUUCGUCGGCUGAAACUUCGAAAAUCGUUACAAAGAAGGUGUGUACAUUUUUCUUCGCUUAAGAUGACCGUUUUAAGCGAGAAAAAUCCGUAUUUUGCAAAGCAUCUUUUUGCAAAACAAAAACUGAUUACGCGUGCAAGACUUCGUGGACAAGAUUUUGCGACUGGUAAGAAUUUCUCUUUUAAUCAGCAGUCCCAUACAAAGAGUUUUGCGUUUUUUUCUCGGGAAAGUUAUUUUAUAAAAGCAAUAGAAAACUUUUUUCCUGUGUUUGCAUAGCCUGAUAUAAACACUCGAGGCGUUUGGAGAAUUCUCAACAGUUAUGCAAACCCUCGACUUCGUCUUGGGUUUGCGUAACUGUCUCGAAUUCUCCCAACCCCUUCUCGUGUUUAUAUCAGGCUAUGCAAACACGGAAAACGUUUUCUAUUGCUUGAUUACAAUAUACAUACUAAUGACGAAGAACUAUACGAGAUUAUAUCAAUUCCCCGAAAAGAUUCAACCGUUUCAAUUUUAUUUCUAAAAAAUAAUACCAGCUAGGAAGCCGUUUUAUUUGUAAUCUCCAGUUUUUCUAUCUGCCUCAUAUUGUUUUCCUUUUUUUGCCGAGUUACCAUAUUAGUAGACGGCUGAUUUUGAGUUUUUCGCACAAGUGAUGUAAAAACUAUGCAAUUUCAAAAUGGUUUAGAUUUUAAAAAGGUCUAUGUGUACCAUAACUCGAACGAAAGAGGAAACCAAAUAAUACUGAUAUUGGUGGUCAAUUUAACUGAUCUGAUCAAUAUUAGAUCCGAUUUGGCAUUAUAUUACUAACUGGUUUCGUACCGCACAACAUGUGCGGCACUGCUCGAUCAGAUAAAACUGGUGGUUAUAUAGUUUUCAUUUAACCAGCGUUCGUAUUAUUUUCUUGUUCGAAAGGUGAAUAUAGGACCUUUUAUUGGCAGCUCUUUAAUAGCCAUUUUGACCUUAUGCAAAAAUUAUUGGAAACUACUGUAAAAAACGCUAGAAUAUAAAAGUAGCAUUGGGAUGAGUUAAUUUGAGGUAAAUGGCCCAAAAGGCUAUCAAUUCUAUGAGUAGUGGUUUUAUAUGAGUUUUAUAUAUAAGGAGAGAGGGUUGUCCUCUCUUGGUUUAAUGAGAUCUCAAACGGCCACAAAUUCUCUCUGUUAGAAGUAAAAAAAACCUUAAAAAUUGGCAAACCCACUAAAAUAAUUUCAUUUAUACCGCUUUUUAUUUGUAAUGCUUAAAAGUGCUCUCAAUCCAUAUCUUGCACAUUUUCUGCAGAGUAUUAUGCCUACAUCGAGACAUCAAGUCCAAGGAGAGUUGGUGACAACGCCAAAAUUUCCCGGAUGGUUACCCUGUCAGGGAAGUCUUGUCUGAGGUUCUACUACCACAUGUAUGGAUCCGGAAUGGGCACUCUGAGAGUUAAACUAUGCGAUGCUGUGAUUUUUGAGAAAACGGGAGAUCAGGGAAACCAGUGGAAAAUGCAAACAAUUCGUCGCCUUCAAGGAUCGGGUUCUAAGGAGGUA